Messenger RNA from Fimicolochytrium jonesii, 978 nucleotides. RefSeq names its product Alpha/Beta hydrolase protein. The transcript is spliced from 8 exons. The record is from RefSeq and is a predicted model, not a curated record. Bases 1 to 978 code for a protein of 325 amino acids. NCBI's taxonomy places the organism in Eukaryota, Fungi, Chytridiomycota, Chytridiomycetes, Spizellomycetales, Powellomycetaceae.
AUGACGAACAAUUCCCAAUUCUGCACCGUCGCUCAAGACCGGCCUUCCGGUGGUCCAUACAAGCUCUGUUAUGAGCUCGCCGGCUCUGGGCCGAACAAGGUUCUUUUGGUGAUGGGCCUUAGCGGAACUCUCAGGGCGUGGGACUCUACGGUGAAGCAGCUGGUAGCUCGUGGAGGGUUUGAGAUCUGUACAUUCGACAACCGGGAUGCUGGGGAGUCGGACAAGCCGGGUCCUGGUUAUACCGUGAAAGAUAUGGCGAUGGAUGCCUACGAGUUGCUGCAACAUCUUGGAUGGAAGAACAAUGUGUUCUUGGCCGGUGUCUCCAUGGGCGGCAUGAUCUCGCAGGAACUUGUUCUUCUGGCCCCGAAAGACACAUUUGCGGCUGUCGUCUUCAUUUCCACGCAUGCGGGCAUGACCAUCCCUCCAGCAUUGGCAUUGUGGACUUUCUUCCAGAUUCUCUUCGUUCCUGGUGAACGGACCGAACUUCAGCAAAUGGAGAGCUUUGCCAGGUUGCUGUACCCGACAACAUGGUUAGCUGCUAAGGCUCCGGAAGGCAGUGGUUUCGCUACCAACCGAGACAUGAUCUACGAGAACUUGCGUGGAAUGACGAAAGCUAAGGGCGUCCAAUCGGAACUGUCUCGUAAAGGUCAAUUGGGCGCGAUCCAUAAGCAUUACGUCUCCAAAAGUCGCUUGAAUACCAUCGGAAAGCUCGGCAUACCUACCUUGGUCAUGGUCGGCACGGAGGACUCGAUCAUCCGUCCCUCAAACUCCCACCAUCUCGCGAAACACAUCGGGUGCCCAUUGGAAGUUUUCAAGGGAGCCGGACAUGUGCUCGCAACCGAGCAGCCUGAGCGGUUCCACAACCUUCUGGUGCAGACGUUUGCCAAGUCUCCGGCUUUCGUCGAUGAGGGUCCUAAGCCGAACGCAGAGGAGCUGAAGAAAGACGCUGAACUUUCGCCGCCGGCUCCAAGCUUGUGA